AUGGAUAAAUUCCGGAUGAUCUUCCAGUUCCUUCAGUCCAAUCAGGAGUCCUUCAUGAACGGGAUCUGUGGAAUCAUGGCCCUGGCCAGUGCCCAGAUCUACUCGGCCUUCGACUUCAACUGCCCCUGCCUGCCCGGCUACAACCUGGCUUACAGCGCGGGCAUCCUCCUGGCGCCCCCGGCCGUGCUCUUCCUGCUGGGCCUGGUCAUGAACAACAACGUGUCCGUACUGGCCGAGGAGUGGAAACGGCCGCCGGGCCAGCGGGGCAAGGACCCUGCCGUGCUGCGCUAUAUGUUCUGCUCUAUGGCUCAGCGGGCCUUGAUCGCCCCCGUCGUCUGGAUCUCCGUCACCCUGCUGGAUGGCAAGUGCUUCGUGUGUGCCUUCAGCACGGCCGUGCCCGUGGAGGCCCUGGGCAAUGCCAGCCACCCGGGGCUGGCGGAGCGGGAGCUGGGCAAGGUGCUGGCACGGAUUCCCUGCCAGGAGAUCUACGACGGGAACCAGCUGCUGGCCAGGGGGGUGGCCGUGCGCUAUCUGCGCUGCAUCUCCCAGGCUCUGGGCUGGUCCUUUGUGCUGCUGAUGACACUAUUGGCAUUUGUGGUGCGCUCCGUUCGGCCCUGCUUCACCCAGGCGGCUUUCCUCAAGAGCAAGUACUGGUCCCAUUACAUCGACAUCGAGCGCAAGCUCUUCGACGAAACCUGCACGGAGCACGCCAAGACCUUUGCCAAGGUCUGCAUCCAGCAGUUCUUUGAGGCCAUGAACCAGGACCUGGCCCUGGGCCACUCCCACCCGCCCCCACCCAAGCCCGCCCCAGAGGCAGAGGGCGAGAAGGAGAAGCUGCGGGGCAUCACGGACCAAGGCGCCAUGAACAAACUGCUCAAGAGCUGGCACAAGUGCAAGCCGCCUCUCUGCCUGGACCAGGACGGGCUCCUCACCAGGAACGGCUGGACCAGAGUGGGAUUGGGGGAGGAACUCAGCCAGAUCCCCGCUCCCAGAAAGGAGGUGGCCGUAUACUACAGUAAGGUGUGA
Molecule: messenger RNA, 1026 nt
Organism: Ornithorhynchus anatinus (platypus)
Lineage: Eukaryota; Metazoa; Chordata; Mammalia; Monotremata; Ornithorhynchidae
Gene: CALHM1
Product: calcium homeostasis modulator 1
Exons: 2
Coding region: 1-1026 (341 amino acids)
Molecular function (GO): monoatomic cation channel activity
Source: RefSeq, a predicted model, not a curated record